AUGGAAAUCCAGAUGCAUCUAGAGGCAGAGUUCUGUUUUCCAGAGCUACUGAACAGUUCCUGCAGGAAGCCGACACUUCACUGGUCCAAAACGGUGCUCCUGAACGUUGGGCUUUCGUUCAUCUCUGUGAUCACUGCUGCUCUUAAUCUGCUCAUCAUCAUCUCAGUCUCCCACUUCAGGCAGCUCCACACUCCCAGUAACAUCCUCCUCCUCUCUCUGGCUGUCUCUGACUUUUUUGUGGGUUUUCUGUUGAUGCCGGUAGAAAUCUUCCGAAGCACGGCCUGCUGGGUAUUUGGUGAUCUCAUGUGCUCACUUUAUAUUUAUCUGAGCGGCAUUCUUAUGAACGCUUCUUUUGAAAUUAUUGUUUUUAUAUCAGUUGACCGCUAUGUGGCUAUCUGUGACCCUCUGCAUUACCCCACCAGAAUCACUGUGGCAAGAGUCAAACUUAGUGUUUUUAUUAUCAUCAUUGUUCUGUAUACAAGAGUAUUUGUGGUGGCUGUGUCUCAGGCUCGUGCCAUGCGCUCUCAUGUUACAGCUGUCACACUUGAGCGUUCACUGAAUCAGACAAACAAAUCUGAGUUGAAAGCAGCCAGGAACCUUGGAGUUCUUGUAAUUGUGUUUCUAGCAAGUAUUUGCCCAUUUUACUUCUACUCUCUUGUUGAUGGCAGUGUGCUCAAUGCUUCAUCUGCAACUUUUUUGAUCAUUGUUUAUUUUAACUCUUUUUUAAACCCAUUGAUCUAUACCCUGUUUUACCCCUGGUUUAGAAAUGCUGUUAAACUCAUCAUCACUCUGCAGAUAUUCAAGCAUAACAGUAGUGAAGCCAACAUACUAUAG
Oreochromis niloticus (Nile tilapia) is the source of this 834-nucleotide messenger RNA. Its product is annotated as trace amine-associated receptor 13c-like. The record is from RefSeq and is a predicted model, not a curated record. Bases 1 to 834 code for a protein of 277 amino acids. Gene Ontology annotation, molecular function: trace-amine receptor activity. Gene Ontology annotation, biological process: G protein-coupled receptor signaling pathway. Gene Ontology annotation, cellular component: membrane. The transcript has 3 exons. NCBI's taxonomy places the organism in Eukaryota, Metazoa, Chordata, Actinopteri, Cichliformes, Cichlidae.